Messenger RNA from Acanthosepion pharaonis, 1068 nucleotides. NCBI's taxonomy places the organism in Eukaryota, Metazoa, Mollusca, Cephalopoda, Sepiida, Sepiidae. The record is from the annotation of a GenBank genome assembly.
AUGACAGCAAGCGAUCACAAAAACACAGAAAUGGUGAAAAGCGCACAAAAAUUCUAUAUCUAUUUCACUCCGUUCAUUUUAUCUGUUGGCAUCAUUGGUAAUUCCCUUUCUUUAACCGUGUUCAUGUCUCGCAGUAUGCGCCGUCUGUCAGCAAGUCAUUACCUUGCUGCGCUCUCUUUGGCAGAUAUUACCGCGCUUAUCUUCUAUGUGUGUGUUGAUUGGUUGAAACGAGGUCUGUCACUGUGGCCUCGUGGUGAAUAUCUUCACCUAUUGCACAUGGAAGGCUUCUGCCAGAUCUUCAUGUACCUCGGUUACGUGUCGCGUUUUCUAUCCGCUUGGAUAGUCGUGGCGUUCACAGUCGAGCGUUACAUUGCCGUCUGUCAUCCGUUCCGUCGUCACCAGAACUGCACAAUCGGAUCUGCAAAACGCAUUUUGCUUUUCGUUAUUUUAUCCUCUUUGGUUUUCAAUAUUUACAAGCCAGUAUUAAGUGGGAUACAUGAGACGUCAAAGGGAGGGCCGCGUAUUUGCACAGCUAAUCCCGACCAUAAUAUCAUCUCCUUUGUCCUUGACAAUGUGUUUGCGUUCUUUAUUACCCUCGUCCCGUUCGUGAUCAUCACGAUUCUAAAUUGCCUCAUCAUUCGGUGUUUGUACCGACGUAAUAAAAAACGUAAACGUGAUGCCCUGAUCACCGAGGAAAAUGUUAUUCGUCUCGAGUUCACUCUCAUUCUGCUGGUGAUCUCCUUCUUCUUUAUUGCUCUCAACCUGCCCUUCUUUGUCGUGUGGUGUGUCCAGUUUUCACAUGCAACGCUUAUCUCCAACAUUGAUGCAGCCGAACGAGCCAGUGUCGAUUUUGACUUCCUUAAGGGUCUCCUGUACAUCACCCGGACGAUUUUCUACAUCAACUACUGUGUCAAUUUUUUUCUUUACAGUUUUACAGGUGCUUAUUUUCGGCGGGAAGUCAAGAUGCUGUUUUCACGUAAGCGUUCUUUGCUCAAGCGUAACUCGUCUUACUUCAUGCGAAACCGGUUUAAAUCGCCGACCCGAUCGUUACAAUCAUCUUGGGUUUAA